Messenger RNA from Rubroshorea leprosula, 342 nucleotides. The record is from the annotation of a GenBank genome assembly. NCBI's taxonomy places the organism in Eukaryota, Viridiplantae, Streptophyta, Magnoliopsida, Malvales, Dipterocarpaceae.
AUGGGAACAAUAUCCAAAUGUCGGGUAACAAUUCUAGUCACCUGACUCCCCGGAAACUAACCACGGUGAUGAGUGAUGACUUCAAUUUCGAGCUCCCAGAGGAGUACCAUUUGAUGCUUGAUGGCAGGUGGGAGGAUUAUCAGGCAGCUGCUUUCAGUUGUGUGUUUAUCAAGAAUCCCUACUAAUCAAGCAAAUGAAGUUUGUGAGGCUGGAGGUACCAGCAUUUGUUUCCACUUUAUGUUCUUGUUCAAUUGGCUUUCUUCACUUCAAAAAGCAUUUCUAAUAGGUCCAUUAGUUUUCUUCACACCACAGUACAUGACUCAAGAAAAUUUCAUUUUAACC